Corvus hawaiiensis (hawaiian crow) is the source of this 3399-nucleotide messenger RNA. It is a transcript of the gene METTL24, whose product is annotated as methyltransferase like 24. The transcript has 5 exons. Bases 74 to 1150 code for a protein of 358 amino acids. NCBI's taxonomy places the organism in Eukaryota, Metazoa, Chordata, Aves, Passeriformes, Corvidae. The record is from RefSeq and is a predicted model, not a curated record.
CGGCCUGCCGGCGGCAUGAGCCCUGCGGCGGGGCGGGGGGGCGGCAGCACCGGGCAGGGCAGCCCCCGACGCCAUGCCCAAGGAGCGGCCGCUCUGGCGGGGCGCCGCUUUCCGCCUCUGCCUGCUCUCCGCCGCGCUCUUCCUCUGCCUGCAGCUGGGCAUGAGGCGAACCUGGUGUCCGGAGGAGAAGUCCCGGGACCCGGCGGCGGCGCGGGCGCCCGCCCCGUCCCGCGGUGCGGAGCAGCGCCCGGGCGCGGCGGCGGCGGGGGGCGGCCGUCGGAGGGUCACCUACGUGCGGAGCGGGCGGCGGGGCAGCGCCGCGCCCGCCUGCUGCGCCCCGCAGCCCCCGGGCGGCCGCCGCAGGAAGACAGUAAGAUGGCACAUUGAACUACAACCAUGGGCAAGUCCAACCCCUUCCCUCAACUAUGAGGCCUCGAGGUUCCUAAAGUACAUUAGCACUUCUCAGAUUUCUUGUGAACACACGAACCUGAACAGCUUGAAAGGGUACCCCAAAACUGCAAAAAAGCCCUGGUCAAUCUGUCUUGAUGAGAGGUUUAGCCUCAUCCAUCGAAUCAGAAGCAAGCAAUGCCGUCUCUAUUCACUGGGGCUAGGCAACGAUGACAACCAGUUUGAGCUCGGCAUGGCCAACAGUGGAUGUGAGGUGCAUCGCUUUGACCCCAGCAUCAAGUCAGCACACAUUCAGGAGGGUCGGCGCCUCUGGUACCAUCGCCUCUCCAUUGACUGGAGGGAUCCCAAUCCAGCCAUUGCAGCUCAUAAACUUCACAGCAACACAAAGAAGCUGGGCACAGUAUUGAAUGAAUUUGGGCAUCAGAAGAUCGAUGUCCUCAAGGCAGACGUGGAGAGCGCCGAGUGGAAAAUUUUGGAAAACCUGAUCCUGGAAGAUGUUGUUGAGCAGAUAGGACAGCUGGUCUUUGAGGUGCACAUGCACUGGCCUGGGUUUGAGGUCAGUGGCAAUGACAGCACCGUGGUGCGGUACUGGUACAGUCUGCUCCGGGAACUGGAGCUGAAGGACUUCAGGCUUUUCCAUACCUACAAAGACUUAUCAAAACCACAGAUGUUUCUGAAAAAGGAAGCUUUCAACGCCAGUAGCUGUUACACACUGAGCUGGGUAAAUACAAGAUGGAAAUAGCAGAAAGGAAUUUAUGAUGUGUGACUGCGAGCCAUCUGGGCCCGUAGCGUUAUUGAAGAGGAUUUUGACGUCACUGGCUAAAGUUGCUAAAUAUGCACGCAGUGACUGCUAGCAAAAUGGACUGGCUUUUAUAUUUAUAUGUUGUCAAAAGAACUGGCACCAGGAGAAGAUAUAUGGUGCAGAUUUGUAUAGCAAUAUAUUUGCCAGUGGGUACAUUGUCCCAGAGGACAGAGGUUUCUGUAAAGGUUUGUCUGGGGGAGAUAAGAGCAUGGUUUUUCCAGGCUGCCCCAUGUUUGAGCAUGCCAGCAAGGAGGGCAUCCCUCUGGGGCUGCCCUGGGAAGCUCUGCUGGCUGAGCUGUGCCAGCCCUUGGGCAGGAGAGUGCUUGUGACAAGGUGUCUUUUUAAGAAAGUGUCAAGUGUUAAUUCUCUGUAAAGUGAUCAUCUUUGAUUUGUACCUUCUUUACUUUGGCCUUGUUUCCUACAGAACAAAUUUUAGGCAAGAACAGUAUAUUCUUGAACCCACUGGCAAAUUUCAGCUGAAUUUGGCAGAGACAGAAAUCACCACCAAACUAAAUUUCUACCUACUUCUUUGAGCAGCUUCUGAGUGCCCUGACUUUGGUUUUUUAAGCUAGCACUCGCCCUCCUCACCCUCGAGAGCCUUCAGCCACAGAAGACAGGGCAUCCCUAGUUCAUCUGCUCAAAGAACAGCUUGGUUGAAAUUACUCUUGCAAUGGCUGCAGCAAGUGGUUUUUCAUCUAGUGAGAUACAUGUAAGAGAUGAAAGUGAAACCUGGUCUUUUUUGUUCCUUUUGGGGUUUUGUUGAACAAUUCCUGGUGCCUUUUCCAGUGCUGUGCCUGGAUGCCUGCCACCUCCUCACCACCUUGCCUCUCCCUGGCAUGAGGAGGCGAAACACUGGAUCUGCACUGAUGCUGGCAGAGGUGGUGGCCCAGGCAGGUGCCCUGGACGGCAGCUGUGCUGGGGCUCAGCAGGCUGGAAUGUGAAUUGUCUGCAGUGCCCCUGGGAGCCUUUGACAUUCCCCAAGGAGCUAAGGAAUGGGGGGAGCUAAAAAACAUAUAGCAGGUAGGGUUUUUUCUUAUCUUUAGAUGAAUUUUGACAUUAAACUUUGCAUUAAAAUACAAGAUGUCACCACUUUCAUAUCUUUGAUAUGGGGACUUUUUAACUGCCUUUGGUUUCCGACUUCUUCAAGUCUACAACUUCCUCAAGGGAGGUGGUGAAGGGGGAGAUGCUGAUCUCCUCUCUCCAGUGACCAGUGACAGGACAUGAAAAAAUUGAAUGAAACUGUGUCAGGGGAGGUUCAGGUUGGGUUUUAGGAAAAGGUUCUUCACCCAGAAGGUGGCCAGUCACUGGAACAGGCUUCCUAGGGAAGUGGUCAUGGAACCAACCAUGUCAGAGUUCAGGGAAUCUCUGGAUGGCUCUCUUAGUAACUUGGUUUAGUUUUAGGUCCUGUGAGGAGCAGUGAGUUGGUCUUGAUGAUCCUUACUGGGUCCCUUCCAAUUUGAGAUAUUCUAUGAUUCUAUAAAAGUAGCUCCUGUUUCUGCUCCUACAUGUCCCACCUGGACCAGGGCUUUGCAGACACCCAGAGCAGGGCACUGAGAGUGCCCACCAUGUCCUCAGCUCUGCAUCAAAAUCAAGAUUACCUGAUGCAGAUGCAUUGAAUUCCCCAUGUCCAAAACAUUGGGCAAAGCACUUUCCUCAGGGCUGAGCUACCUAUUGCCAUCCCUGAGCCAGGUAAUGCACAAACCAAGAGAUCCACAACCUCUGAAGAAUGAGUAAGAAAUGCCUUCUCUGUGACAGCCACCUUGCUACAGCCCUCAUACAUGAAGUACUGAAGUUGUUUAAUGAUGCAGAGCCAUGAGGUGAUUCAUCAAAAUGCAAGAGGCUGACAGGGUUUCCUAAACUAAUAUCUGGCAUGUUGGAAUGGCCACGCUCACUGCACUGCAGAAUGGCUCAACUCCUAUUUUUCAAAUAAUGGGGUGGCAAAAGUCCAGCUGCCAGUCCUGAUUUAUUAAUAAAGUAUAAAUAUAUGGGCUCUAGCAUUGUACAGGUUUUUUCUCCUAACUAGUCUUAGAGUAAGUAGCCUAGUAGCUUAUUAUCAUUUGUUUAAGAAACCAACAGAUAGAGGUUAAAAAAUAAAUUACAUGGCCUCUCUCAAAUGUUAAAAUUCAAAAGGUAUGUACAUCUUCCAUAGUUUAUUUCCCUGAAGUAAAAAUGGUGAUAUGCAAAUUACA